CUCUCACAGCCCUUCUGUUCUGGUCAGGAAUGUUCAGAUGGAAGCAUCGGAUGGAGAUCUAACCAUGAAGGACUGGUUUAGCUCUGCAGUGAUCUUGAUAAGGAAAUUAGAUUGUGAAGAAACAGAGUCGCUCUUAUCUGCUGCUGUAUAUUCCUGGAGAUCCUUGGAAGACAUUUAGGAUGAUCAAAGGGUAGCCCUACUGUGGAGAGGGGUCAUGAUGAAGACUUUCAUCUGAUUCAGGCAGCACACACUUCCCUCCCACUAGCUUCCUAAACAAGAACCAGUAACACAAGUUUCAGUAGAGGUCAGAAUGGAGGUUCCUCUCGUAUGUUUGGCUCCAGGGCCGGUUAAUCCUGGAGGAUUCCGAGUACCAGCAGAGGGAGAGGCCAGUUAUUGCCAGAAGGGGUGAAAAGGGAGAAGCAGAUCAGAGAGGAGAUAGUGCCAGGAGGGUAAGGGUAAUGGCGCAGGUCUCUGCGAGUCGCCGGGCUCGGUGCCGUCUCUUGUAAGCCAUAUUUCCUGGAGGAGGAAUUCCUCUGAGGUUAGGAAACGCUGCAGAACAAUGAGGCCCUGGUCAGCUGGCAGAGCUGAACUGAAGAGCAGAGAUCGCCUCGGCUUAUCUGUGAAACUCGAACACAAUACCUCUCCUAAUGAACGUCGUAUUCAGGUGGUGGAAAACAAUGUGAUUAGAGAGGUUUUGUCCCGGGACAAGACGGCAUAUUAUGUGCACUUUCUUAGCUUUGUGGGAAAGUAUGGAGAUUGCAUCUUCAAGGUGUUGGCACAGGAAAAUGUUGACUUUCGUUUGGAUUUGGGUCAAUUUUUUUUACACCUAAUCAGAAUAAUUUAGUAGUAAAAGGAUUAUCUGGUAUAUCUCCUACAUAGUGAACAAAUAUAUCUUAGGGUCACACUGGUGUUUGUCUUGGACCGCUGCGAGCCGGCAGUCAAUUUUUAACAGUAGAACAAAUCUGGACUUAAUGCUAACAGACUCUUUAAGAAGCUUUUCUUUGGUUUCAGCAGCCAAAGGAAGUCGUUUUUCUCAGACUCAACCAUUCAGAGAAUCACUGAAAGCCAUUUGUUCGUUUUUUAAACUCUUAAUAGGGCGAAUGAUAAAAGUUUCAGUGGGGGAAACCUUUCAUGUCCUGAAUCUGGAGGACGAUCCGAGCCACAAGUUAGCUUAAUAUAUUCCUAAGAGCGGUGUAGCACAUGAAAUGGUCCCUCAGCUGCUCCGACAAAAGCCAGAGUAAUGCUAAAAACAUUUUUAUUCCCCUUUCUUAACCUUAAAUUCCUUGUUUCCCUUCCAAACUAACAUUACAGGAUCAUUUUUGAUUCCAUAAUCAUGUCCCAGGCUUUAUGUGAAACGUGCUGCUUCUUCAGUUGUUGUGUCUGCAAAUUCAACAACAGGAAGUUGGAAAAUCGGACCUAAUGGACAAAACAGGGAAGAGGCAUUUAUUGGUUCCUUGGGAUUUAGGUAGUAAGUCAUACCCUGCUUGUGUGUAUUUAUGUUUGGACGCCUCUCGCCCGCUCUCAGGGUUUGUUUACAUCCUGGAUGGGUUAAUCAUUUUAUUAGCAUCCAAUGAGGGGAGAGGUGUUCUGUUUCCUUGUAAUAUAUGAGCUGUCCAGGCUGGGGUCGUGUUGAGGUGGGAAGCCGAGGGGGUUCGUAUCCUCUGGACGCAGAUGAUCCCAAAGGUCACAGCCCCUUGUUCCCAUCUUUUUCCUGUCUGUCAAAGGUGUUUCUACAUCGUCUCAACCAAUAUGCAGCGACUAAACUCGAUAAAAACAUCACGGAGGAAACAGUUAAGGUUUUAUUCUCCAACAUUGAGGAGGUUCUGGGCGUCCACAGGGACUUCCUGUCCAUGGUGGAGGAGCUGCUGCAGCCCGAGCCUCACGCUCACCAUGAAAUCGGGAGCUGUUUCUUGCACUUUAGAAGUCGUUUUCAGAUUUAUGAUGAGUACUGCGGGAACCAUGAGAAGGCCCAGAGGCUGCUGCUGGAGCUCAAUAAGAUCAGGAGCGUCAGGACGUGUUUACUGAACUGCAUGUUGCUGGGAGGCAGAAAAAACACAGAAGUCCCACUUGAAGGCUAUCUGGUAGCACCUAUUCAGAGGAUUUGCAAGUACCCGCUGCUGCUCAAAGAGCUGCUGAAGAGGACCCCUAAGAAGCACAAUGACUACGGCCUGGUCCACGAGUCUCUGCAGCUGAUGAAGGCCGUGUGCUCCAGCAUUAACGAAGCCAAAAGGCAGAUGGAGAAGUUGGAGAUUUUAGAAGAGUGGCAGUCCCAUAUCGAGGGCUGGGAGGGCUCCAACAUCACAGAUACAUGCACGGAGAUGCUGAUGCAAGGCGUCCUUUUAAAGAUUUCAGCAGGAAACAUACAAGAGAGGAUUUUCUUCCUGUUUGACAAGCUUUUGGUGUAUUGCAAGAAGAAAAACAGGCGUUUAAAAAACAGCAAAGCCUCCACUGAGGGACCACGCUACCUGUUCAGAGGGAGAAUCAACACUGAAGUGAUGGAGGUGGAAAAUAUGGACGACGGCACUGCUGAUUACCACAGCAGUGGACACAUUGUGAACAACGGCUGGAAGAUCCACAACACGGCCAAGAACAAGUGGUUCGUCUGCAUGGCCAAGACCCCGGAGGAGAAACAGGAGUGGCUGGAGGCCAUCAUGAAGGAACGGGAGCGGAGGAAAAGUCUGAGGCUUGGCAUGGAGCAGGACACGUGGGUGAUGGUCUCAGAGAAAGGAGAGAAGCUCUACCACCUCAUGACCAAAGGGAACCUCAUUAAGGACCGCAAACGCAAGCUUACCACCUUCCCCAAGUGUUUCCUGGGAAAUGAGUUUGUGUCCUGGCUGAUGGAAAUUGGUGAGACGGGCAACCCAGAGGAAGGAGUCCACCUGGGUCAAGCUCUGUUGGAGAAUGGCAUCAUCCACCACGUCACAGACAAACAUCAGUUUAAGCCUGAGCCUGUGCUGUACCGCUUUCGCCUAGACGACGGCACCUUUCAUCCCAGAAGCGACAUGCAUGAUGUUAUAGCCAAGGGUGUUCGGCUGUUCUGCCGUCUUCAUAGCCUCUUCACUCCUGUCAUCAGAGAUAAGGACUAUCAUUUACGAACCUACAAAUCAGUGGUCAUGGCUAACAAGCUGAUAGACUGGCUCAUAGCACAGGGGGACUGCAGAACAAGAGAGGAAGCUGUGAUCUUGGGGGUAGAGCUGUGCUACAAUGGCUUCAUGCACCACGUUUUGGAAAAGAGUGAAUUCAAGGAUGAGCCUUUGCUGUUCCGUUUCUUUGCUGAUGAGGAGAUGGAGGGCUCCAACACCAAGCACAAACCCAUGAAGCACGACCUGAAAAUAGUGGAAAACGUCAUCACAAAGUCCCUCCUGAUAAGACCAAGUGACGGAAGCUACGGGUUUACUCUGGAAGAAAGAAACCGAGUCCCCAUCAUAAAAUCUGUGGAUAGGGGCUCCCCGGCUGAGAUGGCGGGCCUUGAAGUUGGGAGGAAGUUAUUUGCCAUAAACGGAGACUUGGUAUUCCUGAGGCCGUUCUCUGAAGUGGAAGUUGUCCUCAGGCAAUGCUUCAACAACAAGGGCCCCCUGCGGGUGUUGGUCAGCACCAAGCCAAGAGAGACAGUAAAGAUUCCAGACUCUGCUGAUGGGUUGGGCUUCCAGAUUCGAGGAUUUGGCCCCUCUGUGGUCCAUGCUGUUGGAAGAGGCACUGUUGCAGCCACGGCCGGUCUCCACCCGGGCCAAUGCAUCAUCAAGGUAAAUGGCAUCAAUGUGAGCAAGGAGAGCCAUGCCAGUGUCAUCGCUCAUGUCACAGCGUGUAGGAAAUACAGGCGACCAACGCAGCAAGACACAAUUAAGUGGGUAUACAACAGCAGUGAGAGUGCCCAGGAGGAAAACCAGAAAGCUAACCAGAAACCCACUGCUGAGGAGAACGGAGAUGGCUUUGAGUGCAAGGUUGAAGAAGUGUUGGACAAAUUCAACACAAUCGCCAUCAUUGAUGGGAAGAAGGACCAUGUGAGUCUUACAGUGGACAACGUUCACCUGGAGUACGGCGUGGUGUACGAGUACGACAGCACGGCUGGGACCAAGUGCCAUGUUCUGGAAAAGAUGGUUGAACCAAAGGGAUUCUUCAGCCUCACUGCAAAGAUCCUGGAGGCGCUGGCACGCAACGAUGACAUGCUGGUGCAGAUGUGCAGCAGGUUGAGCUCCAGCUGUGAAGUGAUACCUGAGGAACUACAGGUACGCUUCAACGCCAUGUACGGCGAGAGGGCGGAGCACAUUAACCAACGCAUCACCAGCUACAGAAAGUUUUCUCGGGUACUGAAGAACAGAGCGUGGCCCACUUUCAAGCAGGCCAAGGCCAAGGUUUCCCCUCUCCACAGCAGUGACUUCUGUCCUACCAACUGCCACAUAAAUGUGCUGGAGGUGUCCUACCCCAAGACCACCACGUCUCUGGGCAGCGCCUUCGGUGUGCAGCUGGACAGCAGGAAGAACACGCUGGAGAAGAACGGGCGCAGCAGUUCGGAGAACGGUAAGCUGAGCCCCACGGUGAAUGUCCAGCACACCAUCACGACCAUGGCUGCGCCUUCUGGUCACAGCCUGGGCCGGACAGAGGGCCACGGGCUUCAGUUCCUGCUCAGAGAAGAAGACCUGCUCACCCUGGAUGCGUAUCAGAAACUUCUUUAUAAACUCACCGCUGCUGUUAAAGAGAUGGAGACACACGGAGCCCACAUUCACGAUCUUCUAUCCUCCAUCACUUAUCCUCCAGCAUCAGAGGUGAGGAACCCAGAGAGCUACAUUUCUGCAGAAGGUGAAGGAGAGAGGAGUGAGAGGAAUGGGAAGAAGGUGUGUUUCAAUGUGGCAGGGGAUGAGCAGGAGGACUCUGGACAUGACACGAUCAGCAACAGAGACUCAUACAGUGACUGUAACAGCAACAGAAACUCCAUCGCCUCCUUCACCAGCAUCUGCAGCAGCCACUGCAGCUCCUACGUUCACAGUGAUGAGAUGGACUCAGGAGAUGAGAUGGCCUCCAGUGUGUGGCUUUCUCAUGACAAACAGAAGAAACUCCAUAGCUUCCUAGAGCAUUUAUUCAGCCAGGUGGACUCAAUCAGCAGCAUGCUGAGAGGAGCGAUGGUGGCCCGGGCGUUUGAGCAGACCAAGGGUUUCACACCUGGGAGAGGAUUACAAGAGUUUCAGCAGGAGAUGGAGCCCAGCGUGAACUGCACCAAAAAGCUGCGUCUCCAUAUCAAACAGGAUCCGUGGAAUCUUCCCAACAGCGUUCAGGCGCUCACACAAACCAUUUCUAAAUACGUAGAAGAGGUGAAGACUCGACUGCUCUUGGUGCUGCUGCAGUAUUCGGACUCAGAGAUCCAGUUACGCAGAGACAUGGUGUUCUGUCAGUCUUUAGUUGCAGCUGUGUGUGCUUUCUCAGAGCACCUGCUUUCUGUCCUCAACCAGUUCUACAAUGUAGGAAAAGAGCUGGACCAGGACUUUCCGGAUUGUCAGGAGCUUCAGGAGGCGCAGGAAGCCAGCCGCCGGUGGCUGGACCAAAUCGCCUGUGCUGGCCUGCUGUUUCACUUCCAAUCUCUCCUCUCCCCCAAUCUGACGGAUGAACAAGCCAUGCUGGAGGACACUCAGGUGGCCCUGGUAGACCUGGAGAAGGUCACUUUCCACUUCCAGCAGUUUAAAGGAGAGCCACUUGUUGCCAAUAUGCCCAUCUCACACCAGGUGGAGGGGACCCGCCAGGCCUUGAAGGUCUGCUUCUACCUUGAGAGUCGCUACUUCUCGCUGCUCCCUUACCGCCUGAAAAAUGGAGGAGGUGUCAAAAUUUACCCUGUGCUCUUCACACAAGCUUUGGAGAGCAUGGAGGGCUACUACUACAGAGACAACGUGUCCGUGGAGGAAUACCAGGCCCAGAUUAACGCUGCUUCACUGGAUAAGGUCAAACAGCACAACAAGAGACUCAGAGCUUUCUUCCUCGAUCAGUCUAAUAUGCCGCCCAGCGCUGCACCCAAAGCUGCAUUCAUAGAUAAGUUAAUGCGCCCGUUGAAUGCUCUAGAGGAGCUCUACCGUUUGAUGGAGAGUUUCAUCAGCUGCCGUCGCACCGCUGCCUGCCAGUACACGGCCUGUGGGGCCUCUGGAGUCGGGCUACUCACCGUGGCCUCUGAGCUCUGCUCUCGUCUGGGAGCCACACACGUCGUCAUGUGCAACAGUGGCGUUCACCGCUGCACUCUGAGUGUGACACUGGAGCAGGCCAUCCUGCUGGCUCAACACCAUGGCCUUCCUCCUCGCUGCAUCAUGCAGGCCACUGAUGUCAUGAGGAAACAGGGAGCAAGAGUUCAAAACUCUGCGAAGAAUUUGGGAGUGAGGGACCGUACACCGUCAUCAGUCCCGAGGUUGUACAAGCUGUGCCAGCCUCCGCCUGCAGAUGGGGAUCCAUAAUGCAUUGCAGUCAGGAAGAUGGGGAAGAGCAUCUCUUUGAAAGCCUUGAAAGUUGGUCUCUCCACCUGAUGAAGAUGAUUUAUAUGUGCAGACUGCCUGCCUAAAGUGUAAAUAAAACAUUCAAGCCGUAAAUAGUAUUUUAAUACCUUUUGUUUUUGUUGUGCUUUUUACAUAUUUUGAUUUUUAUAUUGUGUCAGACUAGAAAAGGUGUGUUUAAAUAGCUCAUUUGAAAACAAAUGAACACCACUGCCAUAAAAGGAGCUGAAAAGGAACUUUUGUUGUUUGUUAGUUUAAUUUGCAUAUGUUAAAAAUAUAUAAAGAAGAAUACUGGAAGUAAUUUGACAUUUAAUUUGCUGUGUCAGUUCUGUCAGUAUUGCAUAUCAUUGCAGCUGUUGUUUCUCACUGAUCCAGAUGUCUAAAUGUGCUGCAUUCUUAUUAUAACGCUCAUUUAUUUCUCAGUAUUAUUGCAGUCACUUUUGAGUGCGUCAAGUCUUGUUCUGUUUCUGUUUUCUUCACCCAAGCAGCACAAAGGAUUAAAGAAUUUGUUUCUUCGUUUGUGGCUCACUACUAUGCAAAAUAAGAGAUAAUGAAAAGCAACAAAAAGCUCCAGCAGUGUUCACAAAUACAAGUCUUUAAACGAUGUAAAAGCAAAGGAUUAUUUGCAUAUUUGCUUCAAAAUACUAAAAAUGCUGACCUAUCCAAUUUGUAAAAUGUAUUAAAGGACGUCUGAGUGAUA
This is a messenger RNA of Nothobranchius furzeri (turquoise killifish), 7164 nucleotides long. RefSeq names its product phosphatidylinositol-3,4,5-trisphosphate-dependent Rac exchange factor 2 (gene prex2). Gene Ontology annotation, molecular function: GTPase activator activity; guanyl-nucleotide exchange factor activity; protein binding. Gene Ontology annotation, biological process: regulation of signaling; intracellular signal transduction; positive regulation of GTPase activity. Gene Ontology annotation, cellular component: plasma membrane. The record is from RefSeq and is a predicted model, not a curated record. Lineage: Eukaryota; Metazoa; Chordata; Actinopteri; Cyprinodontiformes; Nothobranchiidae.